Heterostelium album PN500 is the source of this 4080-nucleotide messenger RNA. RefSeq names its product DNA polymerase A family protein. The record is from RefSeq and is a predicted model, not a curated record. Gene Ontology annotation, molecular function: DNA binding; DNA-directed DNA polymerase activity. NCBI's taxonomy places the organism in Eukaryota, Evosea, Eumycetozoa, Acytosteliales, Acytosteliaceae. Bases 1 to 4080 code for a protein of 1359 amino acids. The transcript has 5 exons. Gene Ontology annotation, biological process: double-strand break repair via alternative nonhomologous end joining; DNA-templated DNA replication.
AUGGAUGAUGACGAUGAUUUUGACUUGCCUGUUUAUCCAGGUUUCUUGGAUUUAUUACAACAACAGCAACAACAGCCACAACAACAACAACAACAACAGUCUACAUCUUUGACUACUUAUACACCUUCAAAAACAGUAAUCAUACCAACAUCUACACCUUCACCAUCACCAUCAAAAUCAAAAUCAACACCAUCACCAUUACCAUCACCUUCAAUACCCAAGCUAUUUCCAUUGACAAAACAACUUACACCACCACCACCAUCAACGAUACUUUUGAAAAGUAAUAGUAAUGGAUCAGUUAAUAAUGACAGAUCAUCAUUGUCAAGAAGUAAUAGUGAUACUACUAUUAAUAACAGUUUUAAUAGUAGUAGUAGUUUAGGUAGUAGUUAUAAUAGUAGUUUAGAUUAUAACAGUUUUAAUAGUCAGACACAGACACAGUCGUUAUCAUUACCAUCACAAUCACAAUCACAACUUUCACGUUCAAACAGCGGCAACAAUACAAUUGGUCAUAGUCAAGCUCAAAGUAUUAGCAGGCAGACAUCAACGACAACAACAUUAUCACCAGGUAAUCACCAGUUUACUAGAAGUAAUAGUAAUGGUAGUAGCAGCAAUAGUAUUAGUAGUACUGGUAAUUAUUUAUCACCACCUCCAUCCAAUACCAUAAGUAAACCACUGCUACCACUAAAACCAGCACCUACAAGUCAACCAAUUGCCAACAACAACAACAACAAUAAUAAUAAUAAUAAUAAUAAUAAUAAUAAUAAUAAUAAUAAUAAUAACAAUAAUAACAAUAAUAACAAUAAUAACAAUAAUAACAAUAAACAUCAACUAUGUGGUAGUUCACCAAACACCAAUACUUCACCAAACAAACCAUUAAUUCCUCGUCUGCUCAAACCACCUCCAUCGUUAAUUUUAAAAACAAACCCUAAACCACCUCCAUCGUUUAAUGGUAAACAUUCAAAUACACCAAACUCUGUAAAUAAUAAUAGUAAUAGUAGUAAUUACAAUAAUAACAAUGUUACAAGCCCUUAUAAGCCAGUGUCAUUUUAUCAUGCCGGUAUGAAUCAAUCAGAAAUAGAAAAAUCGCGUAAUUUAUACAAGGCUCACCAAAAUAAUCAACAUUAUUAUAAUACCAAUUACAAUAACAAUAACAAUGAUGUUUGGAGAUCUAAUAAAUCAUUACACUCUGCUACAUUCACAGAUAACUCUGAUCAUCCAAUAAAGAAACAGAGAUGUCCAAUCGAUCAAUCAUUCGACUUUGACUCUCUAAUCACCGAUGGCGGUAAUGAUAAUAUCAUUUUAACAACUACACCAUCAAAGUCAGUUACAACAACCAACGGCAGUAAUAUUAAAACAACAAAUAAAUUAAGUGCAUAUUAUUCAGCUGGAAAUGGAAAUGGUAUGGAUCAAUCAUCAGAUUCUAAUAAUAAUAAUAAUAACAACAUCAAUGAUUAUGAUAAUGAUGAUGAGGAUUUCGAAUCAAUAAUAUUCACACCAUCUUCAUCUUUACCGCUUGAUGGUGAUGAUGAUGAUAACAAUCAAUUUAUUUCAAAACCAACAGUACCAGUACCAACAUUAACAAAUAAUAACAAUAGUUUUGAUCAAUCACCUAUUUCUACUACAACCUCAACCACCUCUACUACUUCAACAUCGACUUCUACUUCUAAUUCAACACCAAAGGCAAAAUCAGCUUCAAAUCAGAAAUCAUUCACACCAAAAACAUCUAAAACAAAGCCAAAUAUUACCUAUCAAACAGUUGUGUUAACAACUGAAAAUGUACCCAUUCCACCGGCAUAUGAAGAGGAGAAACCAUUACCUCCAGCAUUUGGUCUGUUCAAUCAUCACAAGAUACAGACCACAAAGAUAAAUACACCUCAUGGCUACAAAGAGCUCUCAGAUUCGUUCAACAUCGAACAACUUCAAUCAUUCAUAUUUGAUAACAUCGAUAGAAUCAUAUUUGUUUCAUUUGGUUUACUGAUGGACAAUGAUAAUACAAGUUUUCGAUCACACGAUAAGAAGAAAUCGAAAAAGUCAAAGGAUGACGAUGAUCAAUCGUCGACCUCAACUCCUUCGAGAGGCAGUACAAGAGGAAGAGGUAGCGCUGCCAGCUCAAGACGUAAUUCAUCGAAUGACGGUGAGUCUGACUCUUCUUCCAGUAGAACAACUCUUAAUGAACCGAUUGGAAUAUCACUUUGGAUUCCAAUGGCUGAUAAUCGUGAUUGGACCAACGGAUCGAUGUCCAUCGCCAAAUACCAUUUGUCACUGGUAAACAACUUGGGUGGUGUGCCAAACGAUAAGUUGGCGUUUAUGGUUCGGCUGUUGGAAGAUGACAACAUCAAGAAGGUGUCGUUCAAUGCGAAGGAAUCGAUUAAACCGAUGUUGUGGCUGAACCAGUGGAUGCAACCAUCGAGGUUGAUCGACCCAAAGAUUGCUGCGUGGGUACACAACACCGAAGCGGAGGAGAUGAAAGGAUUCGAACUGACAUUCCUCUAUCAUCAUCUGGUGGAGAACAAAGACUAUGAGAAACAGAUCAAUUUGCCAAUGAUUAAAGAACUGCAAUCACUCGAUAGCAACAAAGAUCUGGUGAUCAUCAACAACGACAACAACUUCUCGAUGUUCCCGAACGAUCUGAGAAACUCUUCGCUCGUCAUGAUUGCACUUGAACAGCUAUUACUUCAACUCAACCUCCAAGCGCCGUUCUAUCAAGAGAUGAGAGUUGUUCCAAUACUUUCAAAAAUGGAAUUACAUGGUAUUACUUUCAGUCCAGAAACAUUUAGAACUUGCUCUUCAAAUUUGCAAACAUAUGUGCAGAAUCUUCAGGGUAAAUGGAAUACCGAGUUCAAGAAAGACAGUGCCAAGUCGUUGUCGAGUCCUGUGCAAAUCAAGGAAUUCCUGUUGACACAGUACAAGAUUACAGUCAGUAAUACCGGCAAGCAAACUCUUGUCGAUCUGAUAAAGAAAUAUCCAGAUGUCCAGUAUAUCAAGGAUAUAUUGGAAUAUCGUCAUUGCAAUAAGAUACUGACAACCUAUGUUCAACCAUACCUCGAUAUUGUGAAAGAUGAACAAGCACCUUCCAUUCACUGUCAAUGGAUUCACACUGGUACUGCCACCGGUAGAUUAUCAUGUAAACAACCUAAUUUACAAAACCUUCCAAGAAAUGCGUUGAAUGUAAAUUAUAACGAUGAAGAUGGUGAUUCCGAAUUGGCUGAUUUCAAUAUCGACGAAGAUGAAGAUGAUAAUAUGGGUGCGAAUAAUCAAACGAUUUCGUUGAAUGUGAGAGAUGGUUUCGAAGCGAGAGAAGGUUACACUCUUAUUGGUCUGGACUAUAGUCAAAUCGAAUUAAGAAUCAUGACUCACUACUCGAAAGACCAAAAGCUGGAGGAAUACUUCAAAAACGAAGUGGAUGUUUUUAAGCAUAUGGCGCAUCACUAUCUUGGCAAACCAGUUGAUAAAGUAACACCAACAGAGAGAGAGCAAACCAAGCGAAUUAUCUAUGGUAUCAUGUAUGGUAUUGGUCCACAUUCACUCAGUCAGAUUCUCAAGGUAUCCAAAGAGCGAGCCAGUCAAUUUAUUAACGAUUUCUUAAAUAAGUUCCAAUCGAUAAGAAACUAUAUUGAGGAGGAAAAGAAGAAAAUCAGAUUAAAAAAGUUUAUAAAGACAAUUGCUGGAAGAAGAAGAUUGCUUCCACACGUCAACUCGCAGGAUCCUAACCAGUCACAUAGAGCGUUGAGACAGACUGUCAACUCAAUCAUUCAGGGUAGUGCUUCGGAUAUUAUCAAGGAAGCAAUGUUCAAUAUCCACGUUUAUUUGUCACAGUUGUCAAAGGAAUACAAAUCUCUUGAUCCACACAACGAUCCAAGACUACUGCUUCAGAUUCACGAUGAACUCAUAUAUGAGAUUCCCGACGCAAUGCUUAAUGAUAAGGAGUCAGAGGUCUGCAUAAACAUCAAACGUAUCAUGGAAUCGGUAUACCAAGAUGACUUGACCGUACCUAUUGCAGUGACAAUGUCCAAGGGUAAAUCAUGGGGUACCUUAACUUCUUUUACACCUACAACUUCCAACCCUAUAACUAUCAACUAA